AUGAAUCAACGACUAGUAUAUCUUUUGAUUAUUUUUAUCGCUAUUGAACAAGUUAUCAAUAUUCAAAUAGAACAUCGAUUUCGUCGUGAAACAGUAUGGAAAACAACACAAGUUCUGAAUUGUAUUCGACGACUUCGAUCAAUUAUAAUUCGCCCUUCAAAACUUGAUUUAUCAACAGAAAUGUUAAAUUGUCUUCAACAAACGAAAACAAAUAAAUCGAAUAAGAAGCUAAAUAAAACUUAA
Messenger RNA from Rotaria socialis, 243 nucleotides. NCBI's taxonomy places the organism in Eukaryota, Metazoa, Rotifera, Eurotatoria, Philodinida, Philodinidae. The record is from the annotation of a GenBank genome assembly.